This is a messenger RNA of Gastrolobium bilobum, 1530 nucleotides long. Its product is annotated as TATA-box-binding protein. Gene Ontology annotation, molecular function: RNA polymerase II general transcription initiation factor activity; DNA binding. Bases 615 to 1217 code for a protein of 200 amino acids. The record is from RefSeq and is a predicted model, not a curated record. Lineage: Eukaryota; Viridiplantae; Streptophyta; Magnoliopsida; Fabales; Fabaceae. The transcript has 9 exons. Gene Ontology annotation, biological process: DNA-templated transcription initiation.
ACAGCAUAACCCUCUUUCCCUUUCUCUCUCUCUCUUUAUAUCUCUCAGCUUCAAAUUCUCUGGACAAAGCACUCUCUCUCUCUCUCUCUCUCUUAUAUGCCUCACAAAUUCACAUACAAAUUUCAUAUCUUCGUCUAUAAAAGAACCCUUCUUUCGAAAUCUUCCCGCUCGUUCCCCACUCUUCUCACUCUUUAAUUUGCUUUUUUUUUGUCCUUUUUCUUAUCUUCCUCGAUCAACGAUAAAAAAAACCCUAAUUCAAUUCUCCUCGUUCACAGAUCAAAACCCCUAAUUGAUUUUUUGCAAGGUCUGAUGAUUCUUGCAACUGCGUGUGAUCUAAAUAGUCGUAUUUAAAUCCCCAAUUCAUCUUUUACUUUUUAAAUAAAGAAAUAAUUUAAAUAAAAAAAAAACAAGAAUUCUAUUGAUCGCAUGAAAAAAAUUUCUCCCAACAGUUAUGUUCUUUUUAACUUUUAAGAUCUGGGUUUGGGUUCCUUUUUAAAUUUUAUUUUUAUGUUGCUUUUCAUGUAAAGAAAAAAAAAAUGCACCUUAUUGUUUGGGGUGUACUAAUUAAUGUGGAACAUUCUGGUUUUGUUGAUUAGAUAUAAUAUUUAGGAUUCAUGGCUGACCAAGGACUGGAAGGUAGCCAACCGGUAGAUCUACAGAAGCACCCUUCUGGGAUCGUGCCUACCCUUCAAAAUAUUGUGUCAACAGUCAAUUUGGACUGUAAAUUGGACCUUAAAACAAUUGCACUCCAAGCUCGUAAUGCAGAGUACAAUCCCAAGCGUUUUGCUGCUGUCAUUAUGAGGAUCAGAGAACCAAAAACAACUGCACUUAUUUUUGCUUCUGGCAAGAUGGUUUGUACUGGAGCUAAGAGUGAGCAUCAGUCUAAAUUGGCAGCAAGGAAGUAUGCUCGUAUUAUCCAGAAACUUGGUUUCCCAGCUAAAUUUAAGGACUUCAAGAUUCAGAACAUUGUUGGCUCUUGUGAUGUUAAGUUCCCUAUACGGUUAGAGGGUCUUGCAUAUUCCCAUGGUGCUUUCUCAAGCUAUGAACCAGAGCUAUUUCCGGGUCUAAUCUACCGAAUGAAGCAGCCUAAGAUAGUUUUGCUUAUAUUUGUCUCUGGAAAAAUUGUUCUAACAGGAGCCAAGGUGAGAGAUGAGACUUACACAGCUUUUGAGAACAUAUAUCCUGUGCUUACUGAGUUCAGGAAAAAUCAACAAUGAUAAUUGUCAAGAGCAGGAGCAGUGUUCUCGCAAGAGAAGUUCGUGGAACUGUAAAUAUUAAGGCAGAGGAGAUAUCUGGAUUGAUAAAAAAUUAAGACAACAGUUUUGUGUUGUUCUGUCUCUUUUUUUAUGGGUCUUGAUGUAGUUAAGUCGAGAGGAUAUCUGUUCUAUUGAAUUGACAUAUUAUAAAAUGAUUUUGAAAAGGAAGAAGGGAAAUAAAAUAGAAAAAAUAAAAUAAAAUGGGGGAGCCAGAUGGAAAUAACAUACUUAGUUCUGACAGUUUAGCAUCUCGUAAAGUUUUAAACUGUUUUUU